UCUUAGCCGAAAAUGUGUCUGUCUUCCUUGCAGGCAAAAGCAUUAUCUGUUGAGAAACUUUUGCUUUCUUCUGCUUCUUCCCAUUUCAGAGCUUGCUAUUUCCACCAUGUCAAUCAAGAUGAAAGGGAUCUAUAAAAGUCUCAAAUACAUUACCAAAAUCUUUGUUGUGAAGGAGCGCGAAAUUGAAAUUGGUCACCCCACAGACGUUAAGCAUGUGGCUCACAUCGGAUGGGAUGGCCCCUCAGGGAGUGGACCCACUUGGAUGUCUGAGUUUAAAACAGCUCCUGAUUUCUCAACAUCGCUCGGUAAUUUGGAUGAUCGAAGAGAUCCCAAUCCUUUAUCUACCAGCAUCAUGCCUCCUCGAGAUAUUGCAGAUUCAAGCCAAUCAUCAUCAAGCAAUUUCAAGGACAGUCAAUCUCAUGAACAUCCUCGUGUUCCUAAAAAGCACAAGCGGAAAAAGGCCAAGUUGGGUUCUGCUAAGUCUUCUCUAACUUCAUCUUCCUCCUCCUCAAAGCAUUUAAGAACUGCAAAGCCGACAACAAAUACAUACAACGAGAUGGAAGCACCACCACCGGUUGUACAAGUCUAG
Neltuma alba is the source of this 589-nucleotide messenger RNA. RefSeq names its product CRIB domain-containing protein RIC10-like. Lineage: Eukaryota; Viridiplantae; Streptophyta; Magnoliopsida; Fabales; Fabaceae. Bases 107 to 589 code for a protein of 160 amino acids. The transcript is spliced from 4 exons. The record is from RefSeq and is a predicted model, not a curated record.